AUGACAGUCAGCCAUCAUAGCCACUCGGGCGAGUUCUCCUGCCAUGCCAAGGGGACUCUGGCGGAGGUUGUCGACGAAGCGAUUCGACAAGGCUUCACGACGUUCGGUCUCUCCGAGCAUGUUCCACGAUACGAGCUCUCGCACUUGUACCCUGAAGAGGCGCACCUGACAACGCAAGACCUCGCCCAAACGUUCGACAAGUACCUCGUCGAAGCGCAUAGGCUGAAGAAGCUGAAGGCAGACGAGCUCAGCAUCCUUGUCGGGCUCGAAACGGAGUACAUCGACGACCGGGGACUCGACGAACUCGAGCGCCUGAUUGCUCGCAAAGGCGAGGCCAUCGAGUAUCUCGUCGGCAGCGUCCAUCACUGCGACGAGCAGCCUAUCGAUUUCGACAAGGAACGCUUCGACGGCUGCCUCGCCUCGCAAACCGGUUCAUCCGAGCACGACCGCCUCUCUCGCCUCUUCGCCACCUACUUUGACAACCAGCUCGAGCUCAUGAAGCGGCUCGAACCUGAAGUUAUCGGCCACUUCGAUCUGUGCCGGCUGUAUUACCCCGACACCGACUUCCUCAGCUUUCCCGAGGUAUGGUCACGGAUAGAGCGGAACGUCGACUUCGCCGUCGGCUAUGGCGCUCUCUUCGAGGUCAAUGCGUCGGCAUUCAGGAAAGGAUGGAGCACAGCAUAUCCGGGAGUCGAGGUCUUUGACCUCAUUCUGCGAAAGGGCGGUCGCUUCACGCUCUCGGACGACUCGCAUGGUCCUCAAGCUGUCGGACUGCACUACGACCGGGCAUACGCAUAUCUGCGUGAACGGAAUGUGCGCGAGUUGUGGCGAUUAGUGCCAGCCUCGAAAUGGGGUGAAGGCGCGAAGCGAGGAGCGGUGGCGGAGAAGAUUGAAGGACAGCCAUGGUUGGAUAGCUGGCCGGAUCUCUUGAAGGAAACGAGCAAGCAGCAAUAG
Messenger RNA from Rhodotorula toruloides NP11, 954 nucleotides. RefSeq names its product histidinol-phosphatase. Gene Ontology annotation, biological process: L-histidine biosynthetic process. Gene Ontology annotation, molecular function: histidinol-phosphatase activity. NCBI's taxonomy places the organism in Eukaryota, Fungi, Basidiomycota, Microbotryomycetes, Sporidiobolales, Sporidiobolaceae. The coding region runs from base 1 to 954 and encodes 317 amino acids. The record is from RefSeq and is a predicted model, not a curated record. The transcript has 3 exons. Gene Ontology annotation, cellular component: cytoplasm.